Messenger RNA from Aspergillus alliaceus, 600 nucleotides. It is a transcript of the gene wos2, whose product is annotated as Hsp90 cochaperone SBA1. Gene Ontology annotation, molecular function: protein-folding chaperone binding; Hsp90 protein binding. Gene Ontology annotation, cellular component: cytosol; nucleus. NCBI's taxonomy places the organism in Eukaryota, Fungi, Ascomycota, Eurotiomycetes, Eurotiales, Aspergillaceae. The record is from RefSeq and is a predicted model, not a curated record. The transcript is spliced from 4 exons. Gene Ontology annotation, biological process: protein folding; chaperone-mediated protein complex assembly. Bases 1 to 600 code for a protein of 199 amino acids.
AUGACUCGUCCUGAAGUUACAUGGGCCCAGCGCUCCUCCAGCUCUGACGCCGAGCGUAACUACCUCUACGUCAACAUCAAGGCCCCCGAUGUAGAUCGCAAAGAAGCUACCCUCAAGAUCACCCCGACCAAUGUCACGUUCGCCGGUGAUUCCAAGAAGGGUGUUCGCUACGAAAUCUCCUUGGAUCUGUACGCUGAGAUCGACCCCGAGAACUCGAAAGUGAACCACAGCGACCGUGAGGUUGAGUUGAUCCUGCGCAAGAAGGAGCUGAAGGAGGAAUACUGGCCUCGUCUUCUGAAGGCUACUGAGAAGCAGCACUACCUCAAGACCGAUUUCGACAAGUGGGUCGAUGAGGAUGAGCAGGAUGAGGCUGCUGAGGAUGACUAUGCCAACAACUUCGGCGGAUUCGAAGGCCUCGGCGGCGGCGAGGGCGGUCUUGGAAACAUUGACUUCUCGAAGCUCGGCGCAGGCCUUGAGGGAAUGGGCGGUGCCGCUGGUGAUGCCCCUGGUGCCGAGGGCGAGUCGGAUGAUGAGGAGAUGCCCGAGCUUGAGGAGGCUGGGGAGCCGGCUAAGUCCUCCAAGGUCCAGGAGGUGUCUUAA